GGAACUAAAAAUUGGUUCAUUUAGGGUGGUAUGAGCAAAGAACUUGAACCAUUUCAUUGUCUUUCUCAGAUAUUUCUGCAUAAGUCUGCUAUGCAGCAUCAUGCCCGGGAGGUCCAUAGUGGUGACGUCAAGCCCCACCAGUGUCAGAAUUGUCUGAAGACAUUCUCAUCAAACCAUCAGCUGACCCAACAUCUCCGUGUCCACACGGGUGAGAAGCCAUACAAGUGUUCAUACUGUGACCGUCGCUUCAAGCAGCUUUCUCAUGUUCAGCAGCAUACCAGGCUUCAUACGGGUGAACGACCUUACAAGUGCCACAUCCAAGAAUGUGGACGUGCUUUCAUUCAGCUAUCUAACUUACAGCAACAUUUGAGAAAUCAUGACAACCAAAUGGAACGAUCAAAAAACAGGCCAUUUAACUGCAACAUUUGUGGGAAGGGAUUUGCUUCAGAAAGCAGUUUAAGAACACACCGAUUAAAAUAACAUGCAUCCUUGCUUGGAGGAUCAAGCUCACAGUCUUGUCCUGUUUGUCAUAAGAUCUGUGUGAAUGGAGAAGCCCUCAUGGAGCACAUGCGAGUCACUCACAAGGACCCAAAUGCUUCAGGGACUCCAAAUAAACGUCGAACUACUAGCUAUCCCUGCCCUAUCUGUGGUAAGAGCUAUGUUAAUGAAGGAUCACUACGAAAGCAUAUCUCCAGUCAUCCAGAGUCAACGUCAACCAAUUCAACUCUUCGUGUUUGGCCCUGUUCUGUAUGUCAAAGUGUGUUUACACAAGAGAAUGGUCUACUUCAUCAUAUGGAACAAAUGCGGAUGGAUCCAAAGCACCAGUUUGCUGCUCAGUAUGUGUUAAGUCGAGCAGCGGCUGAGAGAAGAGAGAAGGAAGCUGGCAGCACCCCUUUGACCGAAACCAACAGUGGAAGCUCUAGCAAUUCACUUAAUGCUAUGGGAGGACCCCCCCUACUUUCUCCAAAUAACAAUGGUAACCAUAACAACAUGGGAACAGUGCCCCGUUCGGGAAGAAAUGAUUGUUCAGGCCCUAACCCUGCCCCUGCUCACACCCCAGCUCCUUCUUCCUUGUCACCUAGAUCAUUCAUACAGCACAUGGGUAUAGGAGGAUUGAACACACAGCAACAUUUACAGUAACUGUAGUCUGUAGAUAUUAGUGUUUAUAAUUUCCUUAUUCUUACCUGCUCUUAUUUGUUACACUGGUGAACUUUUUUUAAAUCACCUGUUUUUACCAGUGGAAUUUCUGUUGAUAUGGGGGCUUUUUAAUGGAAGCAAUAUGGGCCAAAGCAGAUUUCAAAGGGUUUUUAAUGCCAUUUUGUAGUAGUUUUUAGGCUAAUGUAGAUAGAAUCGUGUUCUCCUUAUACACUAGUUAUUAUUGUAUAUGUGUCAACUGUGAUAGUGCUAAACUGCAGCUAAGUUAAAGCAUUCUCAAUGUUGUAGCCCCCCUCUUUUUUUUUUUUCACUUUAGCACCAGUGGAAACAUUGUUGAAGCAUAGCUGUAUAUUGUGUGUUGUUUUUGUAUUCAAAGUGCUACAGCACUCUAAAAAAAAAAACCUUAAUGUUACCAGUGUUACACUUCAUUGUACUAUUAUACACAUACACACAAACAUGUAUGUGUUUGCUUCGAAAUAUGUGAAAAAAAAAAAAUUCUGUCUUCUACGAAAUGACACCCAUAAUGGUGUAUGACAUGUACCUAGGAAGUUUUUGUAAUUAUUAUAAACCAUGUAGAGAUUUAGAAAAAAAAACAACAUGUUGUAUCUCUGAGUGAGUUAAAAACCUCCCCCCUCCCUGGGUAUUAAAGUAAAGUCAGUAACCCAAAUUUAGUUUUUUUACUUAUCUUGUAUUUUUUUUUUGUGAAUGUUAUUAUUAAAACUGGAAAUG
Limulus polyphemus (Atlantic horseshoe crab) is the source of this 1884-nucleotide messenger RNA. Its product is annotated as zinc finger protein 83-like. NCBI's taxonomy places the organism in Eukaryota, Metazoa, Arthropoda, Merostomata, Xiphosura, Limulidae. The coding region runs from base 559 to 1140 and encodes 193 amino acids. The transcript has 5 exons. The record is from RefSeq and is a predicted model, not a curated record. Gene Ontology annotation, molecular function: chromatin insulator sequence binding; RNA polymerase II cis-regulatory region sequence-specific DNA binding; DNA-binding transcription factor activity. Gene Ontology annotation, cellular component: chromosome. Gene Ontology annotation, biological process: regulation of transcription by RNA polymerase II.